Molecule: messenger RNA, 1557 nt
Organism: Penicillium verhagenii
Lineage: Eukaryota; Fungi; Ascomycota; Eurotiomycetes; Eurotiales; Aspergillaceae
Product: F-box domain protein
Exons: 2
Coding region: 1-1557 (518 amino acids)
Source: RefSeq, a predicted model, not a curated record
AUGGACAUGUCACGUUGUAUUGAGGACCUCGCCGAUGAGCUUCUGAGUGAAAUCUUGACUAUAUUAUUGGAACCUGUGCCGCAAGCUCUAAACGGAAAAUCAUAUACCAGCGGAAGUCACAGCAAUGGAGAAAGUCAACAUAAACUAGUUGGAUACGGAGAGACAUCCGAUCUGGAUCGGUUUCGCCUAGUCUGUAAACGGUUCAUGCGCAUCGGCACACCUCGAAAGUUCGCGCGCUUCAACCUACGAUUUUCAAAAGAUGGAUUCCGGCGACUUGGGGAACUGCUGAUCAUGCAGCGGGCCUGCUACGUAAAAACGGUGACAUAUCUCGUGCGACCCUUCUAUCAAGGCAGCGGCUGGACGCCAAUAUUUCAGAAACUCGGCGCCGAAAAUCAAUCACUCGCACAGGUGCACAGUCGACGAUUGCACGAACAAAUUAGCCUGAUUGAAACCAACCAGGAUCUCCUGCAGCUUCGCGCGGGCAUUGCCGCUUUUUCAGCACUCCAAGAAAUCAAAUUACUGCGCUUGCAAGAUGAGGCCGACGAACACCUGAUCGAUUUUAUUCGCGACCGCUCCAUCCGCAAUCCUGAGGGAUCAAAUUCAGCCACUGCUCGGUUCGAGUGGGAAUCGGCAUGUUCGCGUGCCGUAACAAAUCUUGGAAUCGCUCUUUUAGGCUCACAGUGUACUGCAAUUCGUUUCAUCGGGCCUCAGAUCAGCCCAGAGGCUACAUUACAACUCCUGCAAGCACCGUCCACCACCCUAGCCGCGAUGGGAAGCCGCCUCACUAGCCUUGACAUCAAUUUUCAUUCCAAUUACGACAUUACUGCAACAAUGUCUGACCUUUCUAGCGUCUUUCACCGCUUCUUUGUCGAGGCCAAAAAUCUUGUCGCUAUCCAUAUCGGUUUUCCACCCAAAACCCCACUGGACCUAGACCUCGAAGCCAUCUUUCAUGAUAUCCGUUGGAAAACGCUGCGCACACUUAGUUUGCAAGGAUGGCGUCUAAGUGCUGAUGAGAUCAUAUCUUUGGCCCGCCGUCAUCGCCGCCAACUCCGUGAUUUUCGCCUAUGCGCUGUCUACCUUCGUCCACUGGGGCGUUGGAAGGAUGUGCUCACCGUCCUCCGUGAAGAAAUGGAACGUCUAGACCGAGUGGAGCUGUAUGAUAUCGACUACGCUGAUCACUUUGACGCAAUGUCUAUGGCCAGUGGGAUUGAAGUCUUUGAUAUAGAUCUCGCAGUGCCGGCACCGUCCUCCCUUUCCGUUGCAGCUGCCACAUCCCUUCCAGAGCAAUCGACUUGGGCCUCGGGGCCUACGUCCGAUGACCUACUGUUUCCAUCCCUGAUGCAUGGGAGGCGAUUGCCGUCAAACCGAGUGCAGUUGGAGAAACCAAACAAUCUUUCUAAUGAUGAUAUUGAAGACAACGGAUUUGUUGUCAAACGAGAUCAAGUGCCACUCUGGGUGGCGUGGGUUCUGUCUGCACAGCAUCGGCGUUAUCACGGCAACGGGAAUGGGAAUGGGAAUGGGAACGGAAACGGUCAUUGGAACGUUUAUCACAUUUAA